Enterobius vermicularis (human pinworm) is the source of this 1638-nucleotide messenger RNA. NCBI's taxonomy places the organism in Eukaryota, Metazoa, Nematoda, Chromadorea, Rhabditida, Oxyuridae. The record is from the annotation of a GenBank genome assembly.
AUGAAGUUACUUUUGCUUUUGCUGCUGCUCCCGAGUCUAGGAUUUGGACAGGAAAACACUGUUAUUGUUAGCGAUGAAUAUCAUAUUAGCAAUUCGACGAAUUGUGUGAAAAUUGAUAUUGAGGAUUGCCGAAGCAUUCCUUAUAAGGAAGCAAUAUUUCCUAAUCUUUUAAAUCACAAAAAUCAGGCAGAAGCUGCAAUGGAAAUUCAGCAUUAUUCGUCACUGAUUCAGAUACAGUGUAGCCCAGACUUGAAAUUUUUCUUCUGCUCAUUAUAUGUACCUCUUUGCAAUUCGUUGGGAAGGCCAAUUCCUCCUUGUAGAUACCUUUGUGAAUCUUCUAGAGCAGGAUGUGAGAAAAUUAUGAGGAAAUUUGGACACUCUUGGCCAGAUGUAUUCGACUGUGAGAGAUUCCCUGUUGUUGGGGACUUGUGCAUUGGUGAGAAUCGGUCAAGUAGUGAGACGAAAACUAUGAAGGUUGUGGAUCGUGAUUUUGACGAGUGUCCCAACAACAUGCAAGUGCGAACUACUGAGGAGUAUACGCUCAGUAUUGCAAAUGAAACACUUAAACAAUGUUCGCUACCUUGCGACCCUGAUGACGACUCACAAAUGUUUUUUGAUGCACGAAUUCGCCGUAUUAUUCGGUUCUGGACAGGUGCAUGGGCUGUAAUAUGCUGCGCGAGUGCUCUUUUUACAGUUUUAACUUUUUCUAUUGAUAUGGCUCGUUUUCCUUAUCCAGUUAGGCCUAUUUUUUAUCUUGCAAUUUGCUAUCUGUUUAUAUCAUUUGUAUUCAUGAUCGGUUUGGUGGCUGAAAACAAGAUCUCUUGUGCAGCAGUCUCUUACAAAAACAAACCUCUGGUAUCACAGGGUAUGGAAAGCUCGUCAUGUGUUUUGCUGGGAGUACUUCAUUACUACUUCAGCACUGCAAGUAACAUAUGGUGGGUUGUAUUGUGCGUCGCAUGGUUUUUGGCAGCUAACCUGAAGUGGGCUCAGGAAUCUAUUGAAAGUUUGGCAUCGUAUUUCCAUUUGAUUGCUUGGGGUAUCCCGGCGUUGUUCUGCAUUAUGGUUCUAAUAUCACAUAGUAUAGACGGGGAUCCUUUCACCGGAAUUUGUUCUGUUGGGAAUCUGAAACCGACUACGCUGUUCAAUUUAGUUUUUUUGCCUCUUUUCGUCUGCAUAGCUUUUGGCCUGCUAUUUCUUGGUUUUGGAAUUGUAUCAAUGGUAAGAAUAAGGAAGUAUAUUAAAAUAAAACACAGUAAUAUUGAUCACAAUAUUCGGAAGUUGGAGAAACUAAUGCUUCGGAUUUGUGCAUUCGCUUUCAUGUACACUUUUCCAACAAUAGUUAGUGCAGCAUGCAUUGGGUACGAGGCUUUUAUGAUGGAAAGCUGGUUAACGAAGUGGAUUAAAUGCGGUAACACUAAUGUAAAAGAAUUGGAUUCUUCAAGAAAGGCUCAGUGCAAUGAAUUACAAAAUAUUCAGAAACCUGAACCUAUGGUGUAUCUGUUUAAAUACCUCUUUCAAUUAGUUGUUGGCAUCACUUGUGCUGUUUGGGUUUGUAGUAGUAAAACUUUAGAGAGCUUUUCUAAGGCAUAUGCCAGAAUUUGUUAUGGUAGGUCGCGAGUUCCUACACAGGCACCUUGA